AUGACAGGAAGGAACUAUAUCUACAAUAUGACGUCAUUCGCCUCAGUGGUACUCGCUGCAGUACUGUAUUCAAGGAUCGUGACUGCGAGCCAGGAAGUGAUUCUGGACGCAGACUUCGGCCAUUUGGAAAGAGACCACCAAGAGACGCACACAUCCAACGUGCGCAUCACCAAGGCGCCCAGCGUGCUGAAACAGCUGCGCAAGGUGACAGUGGAGUAUUACUGUGAGGAAGAUUCCGUCAUCGUGCUGGACCUGAGCGUCAUGCUGCAAGACGCGGACGCUUUCUCCGUGGCGUUCUCCAAGGCCUGGAUAUGUCAAGGCCAGCACGGGGAAGUGCCAGAUGCCGAGACUUCCAGUCUGUGAAGGUCCUCCCCCCGUACUCCCGCCCCCACGAGUCCCCGCCCUGUGCUGUGUGGUACUGGAGCCACGCACAGAGAUCGCCCCGACUCUCUGACACUGACCACUGUCCGCUGGAGCAAGAGCUGGUGACCUUCUUGAACUACCCGGCGGUGUUCAACGGAAACGCUUAUGGCAUUGUGCGUCAGCUCUUCCCCCACCACGACCCCGGCCUGGAGGCUGGCAGAGUGCACACAGUCUGGGCUCCACAGCAACAUACAGGUGGACAUCCUGGGUAAGGGCGGACACAUCUCCAGACUCACCAUUGGCAAGGCCACUAAGAAUGUCUGGACCAGGAUUCUCUUCACGCUGAACUCCAGGACGUGGUCGGUCCACGUCAACCAUGGGAAGGACUUGGAGGAAGGAUUUUGGACUGUCUACACCUAUGACGAGGAUGUGUUUGUGGACGACACGUACGGACUGUGGAACCUGGGCGGCCUGGACUGGCAGGUCGGGAGCUUCAUCGGCUACAUGGGCCGUGCCAUCUUCCAUCGCCGCAGAGUGCUCGAGUCUUACCAGAUCCCCAGACCAGAUCCCUUCCACCCGAUGUUCGAGCUUCACCUGACCAGUAGGGAGGAGAAAUGCCAGAACUUCCUGGUGUGGAUGGACUCGGCGGUCAGUGUGUACCAGCGCUACCAGAAGUACUUGCUGCGACAGAGAGCUAAUAUUUGUCCUAACGAAGGCUACCGUCUGUUUGAGAUGUUUCUCCCCGUCUCCGGCCCAGAAUUGAGGAUCUGCCCCAUGAGACACCCGCGUGGUCUACGUCACCACCGACCGGUCAAGAGGCUAUUACGUAAAGCUGUCCAGCGACACAGCCUGUCCUGGAAUUUCCUGGACGGAGAGAUGGAGGCUUACUCCAGGAGGGAGAGGUCAGAGGGCAGGGAGGUGCUUCUCAACAUCUCGCAGGGGCUCAUCUCCAACGCCACAGACUUGGUGAGCGACAAGGGCCUGGCUGUGUCCACCAGAGCUGUCCAGUUACUUAAGCAGGCGGCGUGCCUGGGCAGUGAUGACGCCAUGUUCUCCCUGGCCGUGCUGCUCAACAACGGUGUGGGCGCUGCUGUGGACGAGAUACAGUGUACUACAAACAGGUGGCAGACCAGAGCCGCAGAGACAAAGAAGAACACAAGGACUCGGAGAUCGCCACAGAGAGCAUCCGGCUGAUCGACGAGGCCAGGAUUGACGCACAGACCAGCGAGGUCGGUGACCUUUUCCUGUGGCUCAAACACCAGGCUCAGAACGGGGUCGCCACCGCACAGUCUGAGCUGGGGCUGAUGAUGUACCAUGGAGCCCAGGGUCUCCAGAGGAACCUGCAGAACGCCAUGCAAGUGUUCAGGGAGGGUGCAGAGAUGGGCAAUGUGGACGCUAUGUUCAACUACGGCAUCAUGGAAUACAGGGGCAUAGGGGUUCGACCCAACCGCACCCGAGGCAGAAAGAUGGUGGAGAAAGCCGCUAAGCUGAAAAACCCCCACGCUAUGACGGCCCUGGGCUGGAUGGCGCUAGAGAUUGACCACAACAUGACCCAGGCUCUCAACAUGUUCCGGAAGGCCAAAUUCAUGGGCCACAUGGACAGCGGCUACUACCUGGGUCACAUGUACCACUACGGCAUGGUACCUCAGCACCCCGUGGACCUGGACAAAGCCCUAGAGGAGUACCUGUGGUCAGGGAACCGUGGACAGAUUGACGCGGGGACACUCUACGCCUUCCUGGUGUCACGUGGUACGCCCAAGUACCCCAGGGACAUCUACUUUGGCACAGAGUGGGCCAGGUUUAUAGGAGAGAAGAACAGUUUCCUGGCUAAGCCACUCCGCGAAGCCCUCAACGCCUUCAGAGAUGGCAACCACGCCCUGGCUCUGUACCUGUACCUUCUGCUGGCAGACACGGGCCUGGAGGUGGCUAGCUUUAACCUGGCUUACCUGUGUGAGCAAAACAGGGACGGAGUGACGUCAUAUCUCAGCAAGGAGUGUCAGUGGCGGCAUUACAACAUGACGACACAGAGAGAGUUCCACCAGGUGGACGCUUAUUGCUCUGUUUAACCUGGCCUAUAUGGUGGAGGAGGGAGCCCCGGUGGUGAGCGCUGUGUGGAACUCACUACAGAUCCCUGUGGAGGCUCAGCAGACCAAUGUCUCCCUGCUGUUGGAGCUCUAUGCCAGAUGCCGAGAAUCCCUCCGUAGCGAGGCGUUCAUCCCCUGCUCCCUGGCCUGGUUCCGCGUGUGGUGCAGGGACGUGUGGGAGCAGUAUCACGUCUACAUGAAGGUGACGAGUGUGUGCGGCGCCGUGGUGGUGUGUAUGUCCGUCAUCUUCCUGUGUGCCCACUUCCUCCAACAGCGGCGACUCAGGAGAGACGAGGAGAGUCAAAGGGAGGCGGAGAGGGAGGAGGAGGAUAGGAUGAGGGCGGAGGAGGAGAGAGAGAGACAUGGAGAUGGGGAGUCUGCUGCAGCCGUCCCCCAGCACGCUGUGGGCCCUUUUGAGGACAUCUGAGGAUCCGGAAGGUAGAUCGUGUCACCUCCUCCUACUGGAGGAGUGGGCGUUGUCUCUUGACAUUGUUGUUGUAUAGGAAGUCGUUACCCCAGAAUUACGACCUUCUGUCUACUCAAUGCCCAGUUUUGAGAAAUUUGACGUGAAAUUAUUUGAGAGUUAUGCCCCCAAAAAAAUAUUUAUAAAAAAUAAAUAAUAAAAAAUAGUACAUGACGGA
This is a messenger RNA of Aplysia californica (California sea hare), 3088 nucleotides long. Its product is annotated as protein sel-1 homolog 3. Lineage: Eukaryota; Metazoa; Mollusca; Gastropoda; Aplysiida; Aplysiidae. The record is from RefSeq and is a predicted model, not a curated record. Gene Ontology annotation, molecular function: protein binding.